UGCACCAUUUUUUGGUGCACAAAAAACUGAUUGUGGAGAAUGGAUAGGAAUUCCAGAAAGAAUGCCAGAUAAUUGGGUUAAACGAGAAACACCAUAUUCAUUAGUUGAUAUUAUCGGACAGGUAUUAAAGUUAUAUCUACCAUAUCCAGUUUUAUUUGGAGGUAAUACUGGUCAACCAAAUACAUUCAUAGCAAAUCCUCAACAACUAUCAACUAAUAAUCAAACAGUUAAUGGAACUGCAUGUUUCAUAUAUCAAGCCAUUCUAUCAGUUACACCAUCAGAAGUAGAUCCAACUGUUACUAUUCCAGCAUCGGUUCUUAGUUAUAUAAUUGAUAAAUUAGACCCAAUAUUUGGUACACAAUUUGGUUGUCCAUCAACUAAAUUCAAAUUAACAUGA
Messenger RNA from Adineta steineri, 397 nucleotides. NCBI's taxonomy places the organism in Eukaryota, Metazoa, Rotifera, Eurotatoria, Adinetida, Adinetidae. The record is from the annotation of a GenBank genome assembly.